Molecule: messenger RNA, 288 nt
Organism: Emiliania huxleyi CCMP1516
Lineage: Eukaryota; Haptophyta; Isochrysidales; Noelaerhabdaceae
Exons: 2
Coding region: 1-288 (95 amino acids)
Biological process (GO): phosphate ion transmembrane transport; malate transmembrane transport; succinate transmembrane transport
Molecular function (GO): malate transmembrane transporter activity; thiosulfate transmembrane transporter activity; sulfate transmembrane transporter activity
Source: RefSeq, a predicted model, not a curated record
AUGCCCGACUCGAAGCCCCUCUCGCUCGUGGAGCGAGGUGGCCUCGGCGCCGCCGCCGGCAUCUUCACCACCUUUUUCACCCACCCGUUCGAUGUGAUUCGCGUCCAGAUGCAGGUCGGCGUGUCUGCGCUCGAGUGCGCGCGCACCAGCGUCGCCGCCGACGGCGUUCUCGUGCUCUGGCGCGGCUUCGUGCCCGCCUUUGUCAAGCUGGCGCCGUACACGGUCAUCUCGCUCACGAUGCUCGAGAAGUUCACCGCCCUCUACACCGGCGGCGCGUCCGCGCUCUGA